AUGUCGCUGGAGCCUCUGAAAGAAGAGCAUAAAGCUUCAUUGGCUGAACCUGUGCCUUCGGCUGCGUCUGACCUGAAAGUUCCCCUCGAAACGUCGCCUCCACACCUGAACCUCCAGGGUCCACAAGAAAUCGUGGAUUCUGGGACUAAGCUGGCUGCUGAACAACCUAAUCUGUUUCAAAAUGCGCUUGCUCAGUUCUGGCAAAGACUAAGGUCGCCGGACGCGCCAGAGACUGAUCCAGAGUCUUUACAGCCGGUUGUUAUCAUGGGAACUUCGUAUAAGGGUACAUUGACCCUGGCGGGUAUCGAGGAAGCCAUUCGGAGACGCCUUUGGUUUACUUAUAGAACGGGUUUCGAGCCUAUUCCAAGAGCCCUCGACGGGCCGAGCCCGCUUUCGUUUAUCGGGUCGAUGAUAGUCCACGGAGUGAACCCUCAUGGGGCUUUGGCAGGGUUCCUUGAUAAUACUAGUUUCACGUCUGACGUGGGCUGGGGAUGUAUGAUAAGAACGGCUCAGUGCUUGUUGGCCAAUACUCUUCAAACCGUGAUUGCAAGGAAAGCCAUUCAAGACGGAAAUACCCCAGAUUGGCUGUCAAUAAACACCCAGGUGGUUUCUCUAUUCAGAGAUAACUACAAUAGCCCUUUUUCUUUGCACAAUUUUGUUGGCGUGGCAUCACAUCUGCCUUUGAAGGUGAAACCCGGUCAAUGGUUUGGCCCGAGCGCUGCCUCCUUAUCUAUCAAACGUCUUUGCUCCAAGGCUAAUGAAGACGCAGACUUUCCGAAGUUAAACGUAAUGAUUUGUGAAAGCUGCGAUCUACACGGUGAUGAAGUCAAGCUGCUACUAGAGAAAACCUCCCGUCCGCUACUACUUUUGUUCCCAAUACGACUUGGUAUUGAAACGAUCAACGCCAUCUAUUACCCCAGCUUGUUCCAGCUUUUAUCGCUUCCUCAUUCUAUGGGUAUAUCAGGUGGAAAACCAUCAUCCAGCUAUUACUUCUUCGGUCAUCAGGGCGACCUGCUUCUUUACUUGGACCCCCACACUUCGCAACAGAUCGAUGAAACGAAUGGGUCAUAUAGGCCUCUUUCGUGCAACACAGUUCCUAUCUCGGGUCUAGAUCCUUCCAUGGUUGUUGGUCUUCUAGUGGAGUCGUACGCCGACUACGAAGCCCUUAAAUCAGAGCUCAAGGGUAAGAACAAGAUUGUCCAUUUCCAUGACCGUGCACCUACAAGAAGAUCUGUCUCGGUAUCCAAUCAAGACAAAAACGCGAAAUCAGCGGAGCCAGAUGGCAAUGGAGCUUCAGAUAUUGGUGAUUUUGUUGACAUUGGCGAUGAUUUUGCUGGUUCAGAGGUUGAAGAAGAGAUUCAAGAGGAUCCCAAUUCGUCGGUGACGGCAAAAUACGACAUCGUGGAAGGUCCAGCGCCCGUGACUGUCCUUGAGGACGAGAAAUGA
Molecule: messenger RNA, 1446 nt
Organism: Candidozyma haemuli
Lineage: Eukaryota; Fungi; Ascomycota; Pichiomycetes; Serinales; Metschnikowiaceae
Product: cysteine protease
Exons: 1
Coding region: 1-1446 (481 amino acids)
Molecular function (GO): protein-phosphatidylethanolamide deconjugating activity
Source: RefSeq, a predicted model, not a curated record